This is a messenger RNA of Phascolarctos cinereus (koala), 2089 nucleotides long. It is a transcript of the gene TMPRSS11A, whose product is annotated as transmembrane serine protease 11A. Lineage: Eukaryota; Metazoa; Chordata; Mammalia; Diprotodontia; Phascolarctidae. Gene Ontology annotation, molecular function: serine-type endopeptidase activity. Gene Ontology annotation, cellular component: plasma membrane; extracellular region. The record is from RefSeq and is a predicted model, not a curated record. Gene Ontology annotation, biological process: proteolysis.
UCUAAUAGAUCCUAAGAUGUCACACAUUUGAUUGGAAAUUCUUAAUCAGUGUGCAGAUCUAAAACAUCUCCUCAGGGGACAAUGUUUCGGCCAACAGGAAUGGGCACAAAAACCCGAGGUUUGGAACGAUGGAUGAUUGUCCUUAUUGUUAUAGCAGGACUAUUGAUUACCGGCAUAACUGUUGGUCUUCUGGUUCAUUUCUUGGUCGCUGAUCAGAAACUGGAGUAUUAUCAUGGCACCUUUAAAAUUUCAGAUGUACAGUUGAAUGCCAAUACUGAGCAAGGCUAUGCAUAUCAUUAUAAGGACUUACGUGAAAUAAGUGAAAUUUUGGUGGAUGAGAUAUUUAUGGAUUCUAUCUUGAGCAAACAUUAUAUCAAGAAUCGAGUAAUCAAUCUGAUGCCAGAAAUAGAUGGCAUGAAAGCAGAUGUUGUUAUGGUGUUUCAGUUUCCCUCCAAUGAGAAAAGAGAAACAAGGGAGAAAAAAAUUCACAACAUUUUACAUCAGACAAUAAGAAACACAAGAGCUCUGAAAAUAAAUGCCUCAUCCCUUCAGCUCAAUGCUAUGAGUUCAACAACGGGCAAGCUAACUGUCCAAUCAUGUUGUGGCAAACGAGUGACUCCAACAAUAGUCAACAGAAUAAUUGGUGGAGAAAUUGCACCAAAGUCUGCCUGGCCAUGGCAAGCCAGUCUUCAGCAUGACCAUGUUCAUCAGUGUGGGGCCACUCUGAUUAGUAACACAUGGCUUGUUUCUGCAGCUCACUGCUUUAAGAAUUAUCGCAGCCCACGUGGAUGGACUGUUAGUUUUGGUACAACUAUUAAUCCUCCUUUAAUGAAAAGAAAUAUCAAAAGAAUUGUAGUCCAUGAAAGGUACCGUUCUCCAGCACGAGAGUAUGACAUUGCAGUAGUGCAGUUUUCUCCUCAAGUCACCUUUACUGAUGAUAUACGCCGUAUUUGUCUACCAGAUGCAUCUGAUUAUUUCCCACCUGCUUCAACAGUCUAUAUCACAGGUUUUGGAAGUCUUUUGUAUGGUGGGGACUCACAGAAUGAACUUCGACAAGCAGCAGUGGAAAUCAUAAGUGACGAAAUAUGCAAGCAGCCACAUGUAUAUGGCAAAGAGAUAACAUUUGGAAUGUUUUGUGCUGGUUUCUUGGAAGGAAUUUACGAUGCCUGCAGGGGUGACUCUGGUGGACCCCUAGUUGUAAAAGACUCUAAAGAUACUUGGUAUCUCCUUGGAAUUGUGAGCUGGGGUGAUAACUGUGGUCGUGUGAACAAGCCUGGAGUCUAUACCCAAAUAACUUAUUACCGGAAGUGGAUUGCCUCAAAAACUGGUGUCUAAAGGACCUCUUUUUAUGCAGGGCUUAUAUCUGAAACUCCCAAUCUUUAGCCAUGUGUAUAUCCUUUAGGUUUCGCUGAACAAUUGUCCAUAUCAACAUAAUAUAAAUACAGUAAAAUGCAUUCACAUUUAGGAAGGUGGGGGUUUAUUCAGCCAAUGUAUCCAUAACCAAUUUGUAAUGCUUAAAAAAAAAAUAAUCAUGAAGAUUUCCCUGAUUUUAAAUAACCAUUUCUAUGUGGUUUCUGUCCCUUAGAAAAGAUUGCAUAUAGGAGAAUCAUGCAAAUAUCAAACAGGAAGCCCAGAUGUUUUGAAAUGUGCCUUUUGGGAUCAUCUGUUCCUAAUUUUGAGUAUGAUUGGGGAAAAAAUGUUUUGGGUUUUUUUUUAACAGCUCUAGAAAUCCAUUCUUAAUUUUGCUAUGCUUUUCCAGCACCUUAUACAUUUGUUUUGUCUUUCUCUGGUCUUAUCCUCAAGGUGAGCCAUGAGGAAAAGCUAUCAUCCCAUUAGCCUGAGAAAGGAUCCUAUUAUCCUAGAGCUUCAGCGGCUUCUAUUCCCAGUGGAGAGGACUCCAAAAGACAAAACUGUCAUCACUGUGAACUAGACCAGAAAUUUGCCAUCUUUUUUGGAAUCUUGGUGCCCUCUUGAUGCUUUAUUUUUUUAGCUUAUUCAACUUUUCCUCACUCUUCAGAACACACAUUCAUAGAACUAGAUGUAUAUUUUAUUUAUUGAAACAAAAAUAAAUUUUUUAUUUACUAUAUUA